This is a messenger RNA of Ruditapes philippinarum (Manila clam), 3945 nucleotides long. Its product is annotated as transmembrane 6 superfamily member 1-like. The record is from RefSeq and is a predicted model, not a curated record. The coding region runs from base 119 to 1378 and encodes 419 amino acids. The transcript is spliced from 7 exons. Lineage: Eukaryota; Metazoa; Mollusca; Bivalvia; Venerida; Veneridae.
CGAACUGCAUACUUUUUAACCAAGCAUGCCUAUAACUUGCACAGUCGGUUUCCACUGACGCUAUCUUUUUAUUUAUUUAUUUUCUUAAAUUGUUUACGCUAAUAAAAAGUAAACAAUCAUGUAUAAACCUUCAACAAUUGUGUUUUUUGUUUUUAUUGCUUCUUUUUUGGCAGCACCGCUAAUUUACACUCUGGAUAAACUGGUGUUAAUGGAAAGCUCGAAGUGGGUAUUUUUGGCAGGAGUUAUUGUUCUUCCAUUGUUUGGACUACUGAGCACACUUUUCGUCCAACAACAUGAGGGAAAAAACGAAACUCUUUAUUAUGUGUGGUGUAUUUUUUCGUUUACUGCUGUUGUUGAUCUAUUUAUUGGGCUUGAACUUGAUGGGUUUGUGAAAGGAUUUAUGGAAUUUUAUCUUAGGGAAGGUGAGCCAUAUCUACGCAGUUCUUACGGUACUUCUAUCAACUGGUGGGAUGGAACCGGACAUUUUUCAAUGUAUCUCGGACUGAUAUACCUGCUAGUGAGUGGGAGAGAUUACCGACUUCUUUGUUUGUAUUGGGUUGGAUCCAUAACACACAGUAUGAUAGUAUUCAUGCCUGGAAAUGUCAUUGGUAACAAGGGUUUGAAAUGGUCUUAUUUUCUAAAUGUCCCGUAUGUUUUUUACCCAAUAUAUGCUGGUGUAAGAUGUCUUCGAAUGGGAAUGAAAAAUAGAUGGAGGAUUUAUCCCACAGAGAAGAAAACGUGGGAGAAAGUUGCAGAGAGGUUGUUUGCUGUGUGGUUCCUGGCAGCAAUUGUUAUGGCUUCAUUUAGAUUCAUAUGCUGCAUGGGUUGCAAGGAAAAGAUAACUCAGUAUUAUUUAAAAGAAAUAGAGCCAUACCUCAACGACCCAACACAGUAUGGUCGUACACAGGCUUUAUGCUAUUUCUACUACUUCACUCCAGUGUAUGUGGCCUUCUUUUGCUCGCUGAUCUACCCUGGUGAACUCUGGGUAAAGGACUGGUCCCUUAUACACGCUGGCGCUUCUAUGCAGGCACAGUUUGUCUACAUAUGGUCGUCUCUAAAAUGGAGAACCAAGCCCGAGUUCCAGGUACCGGACACUGUCGAAGCUCGUUGUAUAUUUUGGACUGUAAAUCUUAGCUUAGUGAUUGUUCCACAUCUUUUUGCCUGGUACUGCCAUAAAUCUGAGAUUAGAGAUUUCUUCAAUGACUGUGUAUCACCAUGUGUAUCUCCAAAAUUGAAGAGUUUUCAAGGGGAGGGAAGAACUUUCCAGAAAGUAGAGAGUAUUCAAAGGGAGAUAAUAUACAUCCAGAGAACACCGGAGAAGAAUGAAGAUGAAACACCUACAAGGCGUGUAACAAGAUCUCAAAAGAAAUUGAAGUAGUAUAAUCAAAAUAUAAAACUCUUUUAUGUAUUACAUAGCAUUUAUUACGGUUUUUGUUUAGUAUGAAGUAAGUCUUGUCAGGUAAGUAUCUUGCAAUGGAUUCAUAUAAAAUGAAUUUAAAUCUUAAAUUUUUAUUAAUUGACAACCAGAAUAACAGUUUCAGGUAAAAUGAAAUCAUUUGAUAUACACAUACCUCAAAUAGGUUACAGUAUAUAGGAUUUUAUUUUUAAAAUUUGUUAAUUUAACUUCCAUUUUUAGCUCGACUAUACGAAGUAUAUGGAGAGCUGUCCUACUCGCCCCGGCGUCGGCGUCCAGAUUUCAGAUUAAAGUUUUGGUGCAGUAAAAUAAUUUUCACUAUAACUUUGUCAUUUCCCUAAAGUAUCAACUUCAAACUUCAAAUAUAUGUUCCUUAUCAUCAACCACAUCUUAUGUGACAAGGUUCAUAACUCUAGCACAAAUAUUUUCAGAUUUAUCUCCCCUUGAACUUAGAAUUUUCCUCAAAAAAUACUAUUUUUUACUGUUACUUCUUUAUUUCUUAAGGGAUCAACCUCAUACUUCAAAUAUAUGUACCUUAUCAUCAUCCCCAUCUUAUGUGACAAGGUUCAUAACUCUAGCACAAAUAUUUUCAGAUUUAUCUCCCCUUGAACUUAGAAUUUUCCUCAAAAAAUACUAUUUUUUACUGUUACUUCUUUAUUUCUUAAGGGAUCAACCUCAUACUUCAAAUAUAUGUACCUUAUCAUCAUCCCCAUCUUAUGUGACAAGGUUCAUAACUCUAGCACCAAUAUUUUCAGAUUUAUCUCCCCUUGAACUUAGAAUUUUCCUUAAAAAAUACUUUUUUUUACUGUUACUUAUUUAUUUCUAAAGGGAUCAACUUCAUACUUCAAAUAUAUGUAACUUAUCAUCAUCCACAUCUUAUGUGGCAAGGUUCAUAACUCUAGCACUAAUAUUGCAAGAAUUAUCUCCCCAUAAACUUAGAUUUUUCUACUAGAAAAAUGUUAUUUUUUACUUUAACUUUUUUAGUUUUAAAGGUAUCUACCUUAAACUUCAAAUACUUAUUCCUUAUCAUCAAUUACAUUUUAUGUGACAAUGUUCGAAACUCUUGAAGCAAUAUUUACAGAUUUAUCUUUCUUUGAACUUAGGAUUUUCUUUAAGAAAUAUUAUAACUUCUUUACUUUUUAAGGUAUCGUCUUCAAACUUCAAAUAUAUAUUUCUUAUCAUUACACACAUGUUGUGUGAAAGGUUCAUAACUCUAGCAUGACUUUUUCUAGAAUUAUUCCCCUUGAUCUUGGAAUUUAUGUUAACAAAUGAUAUUUUGUUACUAUAACUUAAUACAUAAUUAUACAUAAUUGGUUUUUAUUUCAUAGUUUUGUCCUUACUGCGUCCAGUAUUUUAUUAGUCGAGCUUGGCUGUCUCCUGUGACAGCUCUUGUUGGUGUCCCUAGUGCAAACUGGUUUAAAAUUUUGUCUGGGGAGUUGUAUUCAGAUAACUAAAUAAUGUUCAUCAGGAGAAUUAUCUGUAAGCAUAGUGUCAGUGUGCUCCAAGUAGCCGGUAGCAAUUGGUAUUUACAGUGGUAAACCCACUUAUGAGUAAUGAUAAAGCAGCACGCCUCCAGAUUUGUGUUUAUUUUCAUUAAAAUUUUGAAAAUGUAUUAAAAAAGUAAAAUAUUGUGAAGUGAACAAAGAAAAAAAUUUUUUCAUUGCAAACAGCAUAAACAACCCAUAUAAAUUAUUAAAAAGAGGUCAAAAUAUGCAAAAAUAGCCCUUACUGCGUUAGUAACACAGUAGAAAUAUGGACCAAAUUGGUCAUAAAUCGCUUAUAAAAUAGAAUAAUUAGUACUUUUAUCUUGAAUCUUUUUACUUUUCUUAAAAUCUCAGUACUUUUUACUCAAGUUUUAUUUUCUUACAAUAUUUUAGCUAAUCUGGAGGCAUGGAGCUAUAAAGCAUUUAAAUUUAUCAUGGUUUAGUAAAAAUGUUUGUCAAGUUGCCAGCAAUUUUCCCGGCAGCUGGGAAUCAUGAUGAGCAGUGUAUUAUUAGUAUAGCUGUAAAACAAAAGUUGGGUUUAUCAGUCAGCAAGCUUAUUAUGUUAAAGGAACUCCAUUGACAUCCAAAUGCCUAAAAAUAUAUAAUUUGAAUGUCUUGCAUAGGUCAAUAUGGGCACUUUAACAGAACGCUAUGCAAAAGUUAUUUAAGAAACACUCUGAAUAAAAAUUGUAUUUUUGUGAUAGUUUAGCUGGAUUCGAGUGUAAAGCGUUUAAUUUUAGGAUAAUUUUUCACAAUUAGAAUAAUCAUUCUGGAAAAAGAAAAUAAGAGAAUGAUCUGAAACUUUGCACACAAGUUAUCGGUCUAGAAUUACAUCAAAUAGAACAUAAAUCUUGAAAAAUUAUUUCCAUCAUGUCAAAAAACAUCAGUCGAGUCCUUUAAUGCAAAGGCUCAAAUUUUUAUACCCAUUUUCAUUUUUGUAAAUUUCAGCAACUACUGCAAAUACAUUCAGGUAUAAUUAUGAAUUUGUUUUGUAUUGCAGAAUUAUUGAUUUUACAACCCCAGUGACAUUACUUAUGCGUCAAUGCU